Molecule: messenger RNA, 1014 nt
Organism: Dovyalis caffra
Lineage: Eukaryota; Viridiplantae; Streptophyta; Magnoliopsida; Malpighiales; Salicaceae
Source: the annotation of a GenBank genome assembly
AUGUCCACCUCCAAAACCUUUGAUAAACGCUUGGAAGAAUAUGAUACCCUUAAUAUUCAUGCAGGCUUUGCUCUCCUUCAGAGAAACACAACCCCACCUCAAACUGGUGAGAGGAGAGGCAGAAGAAAGCAAGCAGAACCAGGAAGGUUUCUUGGAGUUAGGAGGAGACCUUGGGGUAGAUAUGCUGCUGAAAUUAGAGACCCAACAACUAAAGAAAGGCACUGGCUUGGUACCUUUGAUACUGCUCAGGAAGCAGCUCUUGCUUAUGAUAGGGCUGCACUUUCCAUGAAAGGCACUCAAGCAAGAACCAACUUCACUUACACUGACAACACCAAUUUUCACUCCCUUCUUACUCCAUUUGAUAUUCAAGCCUUGCUUCCACAAUCACAGUUUGUCGCUAACACUCAGAUUAAACAACCAACCAAUCAGAACAAUCCUGCUAAGCUUGAAAUUUGUCAAAAUGAGACCCCCAACCAAUCAAGUAGCGAUACAUAUUGUGCUGAAUCAUCUGAUGGGUCAGCUCAUGAAACUAAUAGUUUCUUUUUCUCGAAUGAAGAUUCUAACUCAGGUUACCUGGGCUGCAUUGUUCCCGAUAACUGCUUGAGGCCACCACCCUCAAGUCCCACUAGUAAAACCAACAAUUUGAAUGCUUCAAAUGAUCAGAGCUUUUGCUCCAUGGCCACAGCUUCCCUUGAAGAUCAUUCACAAUGUAAUAAGUAUGCACUCCCUCUAGAUACUACAAAUGCUCCAACCAAGGCAUAUACUACUCCUGGAAACUUUCCUGGCUUUGAUGAACUCAACCAUGGAUUCUGGGGAGACCAACUGUCGUGGGAUAGCAAUUCUGGUGACCUCUCAGCAAUGAUCAAUAACCCAUUAAUGCUGGAAAAUGAAUGCAUGGAUACUUUGUAUAGCAUCGACAAUCCUCCUACUUAUGGGUUAAUGCCUCAAGCUACGUUUUCAUCAUCAUAUCCUGCUUGUGGUGAUGUAGUUAACUUCGGGUAUUCACUCUUUUGA